This is a messenger RNA of Somion occarium, 1338 nucleotides long. The record is from the annotation of a GenBank genome assembly. Lineage: Eukaryota; Fungi; Basidiomycota; Agaricomycetes; Polyporales; Cerrenaceae.
GAGAAAAGCGCCGGCGCCUACCACUGACAGUAUUUUUGGCCGCCACUGUACCAGCGCGCGAGUAGUAGGUAUGAUAACGCUGCGUAUUCGAGGACUAGCCUAAGUCCGAAAUCCCGAUCGGCUUUGGCGGUGUCUGUCUUUCAGUGUCUCAAGAUCAAAUGCAUUUCAAUCUACUGUACCUGCCGUCUCGAUACGCAAGCAACAUAGCUGUCAGUGUGCUUGAAGGGACAAACUCAUAUGCCCUCUACGUACUCACGGACAAUCGUGCGUGCGUAUAAAUCCGCGGGAAAUUCGCCAUGCACCUACUCGCUUCCUCCCACGGGACUCUUGUUACCAACCGUCUUCACACCUCCAACGGCCCACCAUGAGUUGCGAGCAAUGCGGCCAGGGCUAUGUUAUGAAGGGGGAGACCACUGGCACCAUGAUUGACGGUGCCUAUUACCAUGAAGGUCCGAACAAGAGUCGCGCAGUGGUCCUGUUGACAGACAUAUUUGGUCUUCCUCUGGUGAAUUGUAAACUCCUUGCGGACAGGCUUUCGAACGAGUUGCAGUGUGACGUUUGGGUCCCUGAUUAUUUUACCGGAGGUCCUCCUUUCAAGGUGGAGGAAUUAGAUCCGCUCGUUCCGCAUAAAGCUGGAGAUUCGAUAGGCUUCACCCGAACGCUACGCUUCAUUGCGUUGAUUUUCCCCCGCCUUCAUCGUCUCUUUGCCAACCGAGCAUCUGUAGUUGACCCCAAGAUAGACUCAUUCAUUGCCAAAAUCAGGGAUGACAAGAAAUAUGACAAAGUCGGCGCCGUCGGAUAUUGCUUUGGUGGCUCUGCCGGCAUUCGACUCGGCUCCAGGUCACUUGUCGACAGCCUAGUGAUUGCCCAUCCUGGGAUAUGCACCAUUGAGGAGAUCCGUGCUAUCAAGGUUCCAACGGCUUGGGUCUGCGCAGAGGAUGAUUCAACCUUCAACGCGAAAAUCCGCGAGGAAGCAGAACGCGCCUUCGCUUCUCGAAAGGUUAAGCCGGAGUUCAAAGAUUACGAGUUCAAGGUCUACAAAGGAACUGCGCAUGGUUUCGCCGCUCGCCCCGACCUAUCGUUGCCAGAGAUUUGUGAAGCUUACGAGCAAGCAUUUGAGCAAACUAAGACCUGGUUUGCCAAGACUCUUUGAUCCCUCCCUACUGAACGGUCUCUACCCUUGGAUAAGUCCUUCCCCGGCCAGGUCUACUGCUUCGUCCGACUCCUUGAUACCCAUGUAUUCAUCGCUCACGAUCUUGUCGCUUCGCUCUUGCUCUACUUUCCUCUUGGGUCUCGCGUUCAUGGUGUUUCCGGUCACAAUAGAUUUACUAGUGUGGU